Molecule: messenger RNA, 1269 nt
Organism: Naegleria fowleri
Lineage: Eukaryota; Heterolobosea; Eutetramitea; Acrasida; Naegleriidae
Exons: 2
Coding region: 1-1269 (422 amino acids)
Source: RefSeq, a predicted model, not a curated record
AUGCUCGAAGAUUCACAACAACAAACACGUGUCGAUCAACAAAGAUUGCCAUACUUUGAAACACCGAUCGGAACAUUUUAUCAAGUGGGAUAUUCUAUUGGAGAACACUUCAAGAGCAGAAUUCAUGAAUAUUUACAUCGAUCGGAUUUACCCUUUCAGUCCACAUUUUUACCUUUUAUCAAAGAGAAUUCAAAUUGUUUAGAACCUUGGAUUCAAACGACUAGUGAACUCUUUCCAAAUUAUAUGGACGAAAUUCGAGGAUUAGCUGAUGGGUCUCAAACUUCUUUUGAGUGGAUAUUUGCUUUAAAUAUGCUCAACGAGUUGCGUAGUAAAAUUCAAAAACAUCAUCAAGAUUUGGAAGAGAAAUCAAAAAGCGCUAUCCAAGUACCAAAAGUAGGAGGCUGUUCUGAAGUAUUUGUAUUAAGUGACAGUUUAUUCAAGGGAGAAAAAGCAAUAGUGGCACACAAUGAAGAUGCUGACAAGAGUAUGGGAGAAUAUGCAUAUAUUGUGAAAGCUCGAUAUUUAAAAAGUAACAAUGAAACGAACAAGACAAUUGUCGCCUAUCAUUAUCCAGGAACAUUAGCAGGCAACACAUUUGGAUGGAAUGCCCACUUGAUCUUUGGAACGAAUGGAAAAAGUCCUUUAAACGUUCUCACAGAGAAGGGCAUUCCUCGUUGCUUUAUCAAUAGAAGUGUCUAUGAGAGUGAAUCUAUCGAGGAAGCAUUUGAAACCCUCAAGAAAUAUGCAAUGCAGGGUGCUUCAGGUUUUUCGACGAAUAUUUCAACACGAUAUAAGGUCGAUAUUCAUGAAGAUUCUGUCAAGCCAAAACACAAAAGAAAUCAAGAACAACCUUAUCGAUUUUACAGAAUGUGUAACAUUGAAUUGGCUCCUCCUUUAGAAUCUAAUAUAUGCAUCUCAAUGUAUAAUGUUCCCAUUGGUGACGAAGAUGAUGACCACAAUCACUCACCCAUUCAUUAUGCUCACUUUAAUCACUACACUCAUUUGAAAGGAGUGAUGGAGGGUAAUGUACCAAGCUCAAGAAGAAGAUAUGAACGAUCUCUUUCUUUUAAGAAUAUAUGUGACGAGGAUGGAGUUCGUCAAUUCCUUGGCGACACCCAUGAUACUGAAUUUCCCAUUUUCAGAUGUCAACGAUUUCCAGAUAAGGGUAAGACAUUAGCAACUAUGAUUGCAAAUGUGGUAGAGAAGAAAAUAAGAAUUUAUGUUGGAAAUCCAAAAUUUGAACCACCUAUUUAUGAGAUUGAUUUGUAA